AUGAAUUGUGAGCGUGCUGACCAUCCUGAGAAGACUACACGAGGAUCAUCUAAUUUGCUCGGUGCAUCUGGUUCAGAGAGGAUUUUGUCAUAUCAAGUAAAGAUCGAGACUUUCGGUGCUUGUGAAGCAAUGAAUGCACAAAAUCCGAGCGUUGUGCUACUCGCUCAGCCUAGGCUUUCGCUAAGAGCUACCCGCUUGAACCGCCAUCAGUUUCCCGUCCUUAACAUUGAAAUCCAGUUAUUUGCUGAUCAAGACAUGCUACUGAUUUUUGUGGCUAAAUGCCACAGUUCAGUUCAAUUGGACCGCAUUUAUAUCAACUGA
Messenger RNA from Botrytis fragariae, 321 nucleotides. RefSeq lists its product as uncharacterized. NCBI's taxonomy places the organism in Eukaryota, Fungi, Ascomycota, Leotiomycetes, Helotiales, Sclerotiniaceae. The record is from RefSeq and is a predicted model, not a curated record. The coding region runs from base 1 to 321 and encodes 106 amino acids. The transcript has 2 exons.